Cylindrotheca closterium is the source of this 3930-nucleotide messenger RNA. The record is from the annotation of a GenBank genome assembly. Lineage: Eukaryota; Bacillariophyta; Bacillariophyceae; Bacillariales; Bacillariaceae.
AUGCCGGUGACACAUCUCGAACUCGAAAAUUUCAAAUCGUAUGGUGGCUUGCAAAAGAUUGGACCCUUCAAGUCCUUUACCAGUAUCAUUGGUCCCAAUGGUAGCGGAAAAUCUAAUUGCAUGGACGCCCUCUCAUUUGUAUUGGGAGUCCAAUCGCGAGACUUGCGCAGCAGUCAAAUGAAGGAUCUUAUAUUCCGUCCGCCCGGGCAGAAGAAGCGCUCGAAUAAACUUCGGGCCAGUGCGGCCAUUUACUUCGAAUCGGAUGAGGGAGAAGAGACCAAAUUUCAACGUACUAUCUCGCCAUCUGGUACCGGAGACUAUCGCAUAAACGGAAAUGUCGUCGGCUACAAGGAGUACGAACAGAAUCUAGCAAAGAUUGGCGUUUUGGUCAAGGCACGAAACUUUCUCGUCUUUCAAGGAGACGUCGAGUCAUUGGCCCGCAAAACACCUGCAGAGUUUGUGGAACUCUUGGAGCAAAUAUCUCUAAGUCGAGAAUUGAAGGAACCCUACGAAGAAGCACUCAAGGCCAAGGAUGAAGCUGAAGCAGCGACUCUAUUUUGCUACAACAAGCAGAAGGGAAUGAAAGGAGAACGCCGACAACUCAAGGAGCAAAAGGAGGAAGCUGAACGUUUCCACGAAUUGCUUGAUCAAAAGGCGACCUUACAGACCGAUUACUAUCUAUGGUUACUCUUUCAUUUGGAACAAGAUCGCGAAGAACGUGAAUCGAAACUUCAAGAAUUGCAGCAAGUGUUGCAACAAAAGCAUGCAUUGGAAGAAGAGCACACUGCUACUCUCAAGGAGAGUAAGAAAAAGGCUUCUGCAGCGAGACGUUUAACCCAGGCGGCUGACAACAAGCGGGUCAAAUUGGCCGGCGAAAUGGACAAAUUGGAACCUGCCUUUAUCCAAGUCGAGGAAGAAAUGAAGACAUUUGAAAAGAAAAUUGCCCAAGACAAGUCCCAAGUGGAAAAGAAGAAGUCUCAAGCGGAAAUGCAUGGGGCCAAGCUCCAAGAACUAGACGAAGAAAUUGUCCGUUCCCGAAACGACUUGAAAGAUCUAGAACGUGAAUAUGAUGAAGCAAAGCAGGAUGCGGCUCCCGAUCAAGUCACUUUGACACAAGCACAAGAGGAAGAAUACGAACGCGUCAAGGAAGCUGCUGCCGCCGCAAGUGUGCAACCCCGUCGUAAGUUGGCUACCAUCAACCAAAAAAUGGAAACAGCUCGUGCCAAGGCUGCAUCGGUACAAACAGAGUUGGAUGCUGUCCAGGCUCGCCGGACUGAAGUCAAUCGCGAUUUGAAGGAGUUGGCAGAACGAAGUGACCGCGUUUCCAAGAGUUUGGAAAAGACCAAUGCCGAUCGCAAGGCUGCAGAAGAGACUUUGCGCAAGGCCUCGGGAGAUGCCGAACGCGCCGAACGUCGUCGCGAAGAACUCGAUAUGGAAAUUGAAAAGAUUGACAUUGCACUACGGGAUGCCCGUGACGAAAACCGCAAGUCUAGAGACGAAGAGCGAUUGAUGCAAGCCAUUCGCAGUCUCAAGUCCCACUUUCCAGGUGUAUUGGGUCGUCUAGUAGAUUUGUGUCGACCAGCACAGCGACGAUACAACUUGGCCGUGACUGUGGCCGCUGGAAAGGAUAUGGAUGCCAUUGUAGUAGACACUCGAAGCACUGGUAUUGAGUGUAUCCGUUACCUUCGUGAGCAACGUGUGGGAACGGCUACUUUCCUUCCAUUGGAUAGUCUUCACAUUCCCUCCGCCGAAUCUGCCGAACGCCUUCGUGCUCGGUUGGCCCAGGAUGGGCGGUUCCGCCUCGCAGCAGAUGUGAUCACCUGUGAUGACUCAAUUUCCAAGGCAGUUUUGUACGCUGUCGGAAAUACGGUUGUCUGUGAUGAUUUGGGUGCUGCCCGAGAGCUCUGUUUUGGAGGGCGCCGACGUGGUGGAGACGACUCCUCCAUCAAAGCUGUCACCCUCGGUGGAGCUGUGAUUUCUAAGGCUGGAACCAUGACUGGUGGUGUUACCAAUGAGGAUAGCAACCGUGCCGGUCGAUGGGAUGACAAGGUUGUCCAAGACAUGCGAGACAAGCGUGAGAAACUACAAACGGAACGUUCUGGGUUGGACAGAGGUGAAGGCAGUGGUCGACCAUCCAUAGGUCGCUCUACUCAUAUUGAAGAGCUCCGCAACAACUUCAAUUCUCUCACCAAUCGUGCAGAUUACUCCAAGAGUGAUAUGGACUUUACGAAACGCCAACUCCACGAGAAGCGAACAUUGCUGAAGGCUGUCGAUCUUCAGAUUCCCCAACUCAAGGACGCCCUCGCCAAAACGGAACAAAGUAUCAAGAAGUUGGACGCGGAUGCCACCAAAGCCAUUGUGGCUGUCAAAGCCGCAGAGGAUGAGCAUCUUGGACGCUUCCGUGACGAAACUGGUCUGAAAGACUUGCAAGCAUAUGAACGAGCAAUCCGCCAAAGUCGCGACGAAUACAAGAAGAAGAAGCGUACAGUCACGGAACACAUCACUCAUUUGGAGCAGCAAAAGGAGUACGAGACCAAUCGCGACUUGCAGGAGCCAAUUGUAAAAUUGGAAAAUCGCCUGAAAGGACACGAGAAGAAGCUCAAGGAGGCGAAGAAGAGACAAAAGGAGUUGCAGAAAGACAUGAAGACACUCAAGAAGAAUGUGGAGGAUGCCGAUGCAGCCGUCAAGGAAGCUUCCGAAAAGGAGAAGGAGCUCGAAGACGAAACCAAGGCGUUGCAGAAAGACUUCAAAGACUUCCAGAACGAGAGAGUCGAAAUCAGCAAGGCAGUGGCUGCGGAGGAGGCCGCAUUGGAGCGCCUUCGAGGAAAACUUCACGAAACAUUGCAGAAGGCUCGUGUAGAAGAGGUGGAGCUACCACUGAUCGGCGCAGAUAGCAAACGAAGAAGCACUCGAUCUGGCCGUCAAAUCUCAGCUGACAGUGACGAAGAGAUGAAGGAUACUGACGACGAUGAGUCAGAAAGCCAGAGAAUCUCUCAGUCUCAAGCUUCUCAAGUUCCUACACAGUACUCUCAUGACACCGAUCCCAGAAUGGUUUCCGAUAUGAAUGAAGCCUCAAAGGUUGAUUUCUCGAAGAUGCGCGAAGACCUAAAGCAACGCCUUGGUGACCGUGAAGAACGCAAGGUGCGGAAAGAGUUCGAAGAUGCUCGCACAAGUAUCGAAGGGGAAAUUGAGGGGAUGGUGCCCAAUAUGAAGGCUGCCGAUGCGUUCACUAACGUGACACAAAAACUGAAGGAUACCGGUGCUGACUUUGACAAGGCCAAGGAGGAAUCGCGAAAGGCCACUGCUGAAUUUCAAAAGAUCAAGAAUGAACGUACAAAACGAUUCACGAGGGCCUUCAACCACAUUGACGAAUCUCUCAAGACCAUCUACAGAGACAUGACCAAGAGUAGUAAGCAUCCUCUCGGUGGAAAUGCUUAUCUGAGUCUUGACGAUACGGAGGAGCCAUUCAAGGGAGGUAUGAAGUUCAACGCAAUGCCUCCAAUGAAACGAUUCCGUGAUAUGGAACAGCUUAGUGGUGGUGAAAAGACAGUUGCUGCUCUUGCUCUUCUUUUUGCCAUUCACUCGUAUCAUCCAGCACCAUUCUUUGUGAUGGACGAAGUCGACGCCGCUCUUGAUAACAUCAAUCUUCGAAAAGUGUGCAACUACAUUCAGCAACGCAGUCAAUCGGACUUCCAGUGCAUCGUGAUCAGUUUGAAGGACAUGUUUUACGAACGAAGCGAGGGGCUGGUGGGCAUUUGCAAGGAUGUUGGGACCAACUCUAGUCGCACUAUGACUCUGGACUUGACACAGUUUGACAACCAAGACAAGAAGAAGGCGCGUGGUAAGAAACGCACACGAAGCGAGGGCGGUGGUCCACGAAAGCGCCGAGUCAUGCCCACAAGCCCGGCGGCCACUAUUGCCACCCAGUAA